Durusdinium trenchii is the source of this 441-nucleotide messenger RNA. The record is from the annotation of a GenBank genome assembly. NCBI's taxonomy places the organism in Eukaryota, Dinophyceae, Suessiales, Symbiodiniaceae.
GUGCUUUGGUCCUUUGGCCCACCGGCGGCCGGCAAGAGCACGCUCGCCCACCGGCGGGCGGAGGAGCUCUUCGGGAGCGAGGGCUCUGUCUGCGUCGAUGGCGACGAGAUCCGGGAUCGGCACCCCGCCUUCCGGGACGUGACUCAGCACGGCUUGGAGAGCCAUGUGCUUCACAAAGAUGCCUGGGAGGUCUUGAAAGCAACAGGCGUCGUUGAAGGCGCCGAGUUGGCUUCGACCGAAGACGUUGAAAGCUUCUUAGCCGGACGAAGAAUCCACAGCUCGAAGCCCUGCGUCUGUCUGGUGGGGGACGCCAAUUUGCGUCACAUGUUUGCGAGAAAAUCAAGAAACCAAGUGAAGUGCCUUAAACAGGACACAUAUUGGAAACAUUUGCUGUAUUAUAUAAUUAGAGAUCCCCUCCAACCUGCAGUUGGCCAUGCCUGA